AUGUGCGAUUGCUAUGAGAACUGGGCCAAAGAAGUCGGACUCGACGGGCAGGAUCCUGAGGAAUUCGAGAAACGAUGCCAGGGAAACGUCACGGUCAUCAACAUUAUCGUCGACAUCCUGUCGCAGCUCUGUCACCUCGUCACCAUGAAGGACGAGCUGCAGAAGAAAUACGGCCUACAGGUCCUUGACAAGUCGUCGAAGCCGUUGGGACCAGCAUACGAUUCCAACGAGGACGUCCCCGUCAAGAGCACUCCGCUCUUAUGGUCGAACACCGUUGUCAAUGCCGAGCGCGCCAUGUGUCUCGCGCAAUUCCAGCAGAAAUUGGGCAAGAUGCACAAGCUGAAAUGGGCAAUCCGGGGACAAGGCGAAACUACUACCGCCAGUGCAGAGACAUGCUUCGACGCUCCUUGUCUUUGCAGCAGAAUGGCUGACUUCCUGGAAUACUCCGCCAGCCAGCGAAAUUUGUCCAAGAAGAACUGGGUGAGCCAGAACUAUGCGGCUGCUGCCAGAUUCAAAUCCAUCUCCCUCAAGCGUGCUUCAGACGCGACCAAGGGUGCUGCUUUGCCAGCUGCGGUAAAGCUGGAUGAGACGCAGAUAUCAACUAGUAACAGUCAAAGUGAACGAGCUCUUGCUACAUUCAAAGGGCAAAAGGUCUUGAUCGAGUUCAAGCUUAUCCAAGAAUCAGACCGGGCCGUAUUCCGAAUCCUCGAGGAUCGACUCAAGGACCUCAUCUCCCUGCUUCAGGUUACCCCUAAGCCUACGAAUUACAGAGUGCUAGAUUGCCAGGGAUACAUCGCCACCAGCAAAGAAGCAAAUAAAGUUGCAUAUGGCUUAGUGUUCUCACUUCCAGACGCCCUCUCCACAUCUCCUGAACCGAAACUGAAUAGCCUCCACUCUUUACUCCGCGGCACAACAGAUAACAAGGUGCCUGUGGGAGUGCCACUCGAAGCUCGCUUUCGCUUGGCCACUUUACUUGCGAGUUCUCUUGUGGAGAUCCACGCUGCUGGAUGGCUGCACCACAACAUCACAUCACGAAACGUGCUGUGCCUAGCUGCGGAGGGCGAGGGCGUGUUGAGUCGGCCCUAUAUCGGCGGCUUUGGCUACGCCCGGUUCGACGACCCCAGUGAGGUUUCCGAAAUGGCCGACCUAGGUACCGUCGACAACCUCUACCGGCACCCGGACUAUCAAUCUCCACGCGCACAAGGGCGAAAGUUUCGACGAUCGUAUGAUUUGUACAGUCUGGGAAUUGUGCUGGUGGAGAUUGGGUUAUGGAAACGCAUCGAGGCGUUUCGACGGUCGGGUAUGAGUCACCCCGGGGCCUUUGCGACACAUAUUCGCGAAUCGGUUGCUCCGAUGUUGGAAUAUUACAUGGGAGCAAACUACUGCGAUGCCGUUGCUUGUUGCUUGGAUGUUCGGAAGCUGAAUGUGGGCGACGAUGAGGGGAGGAAGCUAUCGGACGCAGUGUCGAGGAAAGUAGUAGCGGUGCUAGAAAGCUGUCAGAUUUAA
Molecule: messenger RNA, 1506 nt
Organism: Uncinocarpus reesii 1704
Lineage: Eukaryota; Fungi; Ascomycota; Eurotiomycetes; Onygenales; Onygenaceae
Exons: 3
Coding region: 1-1506 (501 amino acids)
Biological process (GO): protein phosphorylation
Molecular function (GO): ATP binding; protein kinase activity
Source: RefSeq, a predicted model, not a curated record